AGGGGGGCGGUGCCUAGGAGGAAACGCCUGUUUACCUGCUUCAGGUGAGAGUGAGAGUCGAAUAGAGGAACCAGCAAAGAAAACACCCGAGUUGUUGGAUUAGUCUGAGUCUGGUUGCUCCGUCAAGAGGUUUUCUGUGAGAGAAGCUGACAUUUGGCUAUGAGCAAGUUCUGCUUUAACUCUCCCUUACCUCUGGCUGCAUUAUACAUCGCUGCAGUAUGCCUAAAUCAUGCAGCUUCGGCCAUACAGGUGACAUCCAGCGGACCACAGACGGUGAAGAAAGCCCAGGGGGAGAGUAUUACUCUGGGAUGCACAUACACCUUGGAUGUUGCAGAUGUCGGAGACCUGGACAUUGAGUGGACACGCGUCAGUCAAGACAUGACCCAGAAAGACGAGCUGAUCUUAUCCUACACUGGAGGGAAACAGUACCAGCUAGGAAGCCCAGACCUGAUGAGUCGUUUUAAGUUUGCUGGAGACCCGAGCGGCGGAGACGCCACGGUCAACUUUUCCAGCCUCAAGGUCUUGGACACGGCCACGUACCAGUGCAAAGUGAAGAAGACGCCCGGCAUCGAUUCCCGGAAAGUGACUUUAGUAGUGCUGGUGCGACCUUCGCCCCCGAAAUGCUGGGUGAAAGGUAGCGAGGAGAAGGGCGGAACGGUUUCGCUCUGCUGCGAAUCUUCCCAGGGUUCGUCUCCUCUAAAAUAUGCAUGGACGAAAGAAAGCGGAAACCUGCCACCGACCGCGACGCAGAAUCCCCAGACCGGAGAGCUGCUAAUCAGAAACCACAGCGACAGCUACACAGGGAGGUACCUCUGUGAGGUCAGCAAUGAAGUAGGCUCUGAGCGAUGCACAUACGCCCUUCAAGCAUAUAACCCGACCAAUAAAGCGGGAGUGAUUGCUGGAGCUGUGAUUGGUGCACUGCUGCUGCUGCUCCUCCUCCUGUUUCUAAUCUGGCUCCUGAUUUGCUGUUGCAACAAGCGACGCUAUGAAAAAGAGGUUGCCAAUGAGAUCAGGGAGGACGCUGCAGCUCCGGAGAGUCGCCCGGGAAGCCGUAACUCCAGCUUCCGUUCUGUACUGAAUUACCGCGUCCAUCCUGGGAUCCGUUACAGCUCUGUGAGCAAAGCCGAUGUCGCACGGGUCGGAUCCGGCCGCAGCAGUACCCACACCGAACGAAGCAGAGUCCAAAGAGAAGCCAGCAUGCUUGCGUCUGAUCACAGGCCCCCGCUCAGAUACGACAGCAGAUACGGAUACCCCGUAUAACCACCGAACGUCCUGCCAGGAGACACAGCACUGGAAAGAUUAAACCCGCUCAAAAGAUGCAAUAGUGUGCAAGACCGCGGCAAGACUGGAUGACAUUAAAACUGCACAGAAGUACAUUCACACAAGUGAACGAUAGAGAUAGGGAUCUGCUAAUGUGUGUGUAUAGUUGUUUAUGUAUUUUUGUAUGAUUGUUUUAUAAGCGUUUAGGUAAAAUGUGGUCGUGGUAAUCAUUUGAAUAUAUUAAGCUAACAAACCUUCUUUAUGACCAUAAAUUCAAUCUUUUUAAGAAUAGUGAUAAAAGAGGAUUUUUUAAAAACGAGCUUUCGUGCAGCUCAUCAAUGCAGAAAACAUUGUACAGAGUAUUAAAUCUGAAAGUGUAACGUUAUUGAAAGAGUAUAGACAGAGUUGACUCUGAAGCAUUGAAAUGAGUCAUUUUUAAAACGAGUCCCAAGCUCGUUCGAAUCAAACCUCAGCGUAUUCCCGCUCACUUGUUUUUUUUCAGGUUCGUAUGAAUGAAAAUGUAAAUUCGUUCUCAAGCACUAGGUGGCGCAAGCUCACGAACACUGCUUUAAAUCACCGGAGAGGUUUGGUACAAAUCAAUCGUUGAACGAAUCGUUUGGGAGUCACUGAACAAAUAAGGUCAGAAUCAAUGUAUAUUAUAAGAAAACGAAAGCGACCUUGCAUGUAUGUCAACCUGUUGUUUGGGACUACUAAAAAACGAAAUAUGAAUCGUUCAUAAUAAUAGCGGCACUUUAAAGUGUCAUCUGUAUGAAUGUUUACAACUGUGAUAUGAAUUAUAAUAAUAACAUGUUUUACGAAUGUUCACAUUUACUCUAGAUUAAUGCCCCCUGAGUCA
Molecule: messenger RNA, 2116 nt
Organism: Puntigrus tetrazona (Sumatra barb)
Lineage: Eukaryota; Metazoa; Chordata; Actinopteri; Cypriniformes; Cyprinidae
Gene: vsig8b
Product: V-set and immunoglobulin domain containing 8b
Exons: 8
Coding region: 160-1260 (366 amino acids)
Source: RefSeq, a predicted model, not a curated record